CUGCAGCAAGGAGGACGUGGCAUACAGACAUGUGCAGCACUGGGCACAUGCACAAAUACCCACCAUAAUGUGGCCAGGAGUCUGCUCAGCUCUUCAGCAAUGGUUAGCUCAGUGGUGAAGUGCUUUGCUUACUUGUGUGAUGGUCAAGCUCUCCAGCCAGCAGUGGUGGCCCAACAACAGACAGCAGGAAGGCAGCCAGAAUCCCCCAGGAAAGCAGAAGGAGUUACUGGUGUGAACUGAGAGGAUAUGCAUAGCUACAGCAGUACCCUACGUGUUGGGUUGUCACCUUUUAUAUUAAGCAACAGAGACCAGCCAUCUUCCUGUUUUGCUUGUCAAACUUGGCACAACGGCAGGUUGGUGCCGCAGGGAGUUUUGUCAGCCUAAGCACCUCUGGCUCACACCUCUUUGCUGCAAAGGCUCAGACCACAGAAGAAAUUAAAGCUGAGCCACAGGCCUCUGCAAAGAUUUGCAAUAACAAGCCCAGAAGAUCGCUUUGCUGCUAUAAACUCCCAUCAGAAAUGCAAACUACAUCCUCCAGGCCUGCAAUGGAGUUUAAACCCAGGACCUCCAGUGUCUUCUAAACACGGGAUACAGUGCUGGGAGAACAGCAAAAAUCAUCACUCUAAUGCCACUCUGUGUGAUGGGCUGGGAAGAUAAGGCAGAUUACCCUGGAUGAGAGUAUGCAGGGCAACCAUCGAUGAAGUGGAAACAGAUGUGGUGGAGAUAGAAGCAAAGCUUGACAAGCUGGUGAAGCUAUGCAGUGGGAUGAUUGAAGCAGGCAAAGCCUACAUCACCACAAACAAGCACUUUGUCAGCGGAGUCAGGGACUUGUCACAACAGUGCAAGAAAGAUGAAAUGAUUUCGGAGUGCCUGGACAAAUUUGGGGACAGCCUGCAGGAAAUGAUCAACUAUCACAUGAUCCUGUUUGACCAGGCUCAGAGGUCUGUUCGGCAGCAGCUGCAUAACUUUGUGAAAGAUGACGUCCGGAAGUUCAAGGAAACCAAGAAACAGUUUGACAAGGUGAGAGAAGACAUGGAGAUUUCACUGGUGAAGAACGCCCAGGCGCCUCGGCACAAACCCCAUGAAGUAGAGGAGGCAACAGGAACCCUGACCAUAACCAGAAAGUGUUUUCGGCAUCUGGCCCUUGACUACGUGUUGCAGAUCAACGUCCUGCAGGCCAAGAAGAAGUUUGAAAUACUGGAUGCGAUGCUGUCCUUUAUGCAUGCCCAGUACACCUUCUUCCAGCAGGGCUACAGUCUUCUCCAUGAGCUGGACCCCUAUAUGAAGAAGCUUGCCACAGAGCUGGAUCAGCUGGUGAUUGAUUCUGCAGUGGAGAAGAGAGAGAUGGAGCAUAAGCAUGCGAUGAUACAGCAAAGGACCCUCUUGCAGGACUUCUCCUAUGAUGACUCAAAGGUGGAGUUUAAUGUUGAUGCCCCAAAUGGAGUGGUGAUGGAAGGCUACCUCUUCAAGAGAGCCAGCAAUGCUUUCAAAACGUGGAACCGGAGGUGGUUCUCCAUACAGAACAGCCAGCUGGUGUACCAGAAAAAACUAAAGGAUGUCCUCACGGUGGUGGUGGAAGACCUGCGGCUCUGUACUGUCAAGCCAUGUGAAGACAUAGAGAGGAGGUUCUGCUUUGAGGUUGUCUCCCCUACCAAGAGCUGCAUGUUACAGGCUGACUCAGAGAAGCUGCGUCAGGCUUGGAUUCAGGCUGUUCAAGCCAGCAUCGCUUCUGCGUACCGGGAAAGUCCUGACAGCUACUAUAUUGAAAGAUUGGACCGAACUGCUUCCCCUUCCACGAGCAGCAUUGAUUCUGCUACCGACUCACGGGACCGCAAUGUGAAAGGGGAGUCCAUCUUGCAAAGAGUGCAGAGCAUCCCUGGGAAUGACCAGUGCUGUGACUGUGGUCAGCCAGAUCCCCGAUGGGCCAGCAUCAACCUGGGCAUUCUGCUAUGCAUUGAGUGCUCUGGUAUCCACAGGAGUCUGGGUGUCCACUGCUCCAAAGUCCGAUCUCUCACACUGGAUUCCUGGGAGCCAGAGCUACUGAAGCUGAUGUGCGAGCUGGGGAACAGCACCAUGAAUCAGAUCUAUGAGGCGCAGUGUGAAGAACUUGGACUUAAGAAACCAACAGCAGGGAGCUCCAGGCAGGACAAGGAAGCCUGGAUCAAGGUGAAAUACGUGGAGAAGAAAUUCCUGAAGAAGUUACCAAGUGGGGAAGCUUUAGCAGAGAACGAGAGGAAACCUCGACGCUGGUGUGUGAAGAAAUGCCAGAGGAACAACAGCACCACAAAAGCACCCACAGCUCGGAGGAAGUACCGCCACGAAGCAGGCAAUGCAUCACCAGCCAUGUUGUCAUCAGCAGCCACGCUGGAGAGGAAGUUCCGUCGAGAUUCCCUCUUUUGCCCUGAUGAACUAGAUUCUCUCUUCUCCUACUUUGACACUGGUGCUGGCUCUGGCCCACGCAGUGCCAGCCACAUCUCUGUGCAGCAUCCGCUAACAGGUGGCCCAUGGAGUGGCAGUGGCAUUGGUCCCGGUGGGAGCGGUAUGCCGUUCCUCCUGGACGGAGGCCCUGCAGGUCUGAGCAGCGACAGCGGACUUGGAGGAAGCACAGAUGGCAGCACUGAUAUCCUGGUGUUUGGCUCUGUGGUGGACAGCGUGACAGAGGAAGAGUGUGAGGUGUCAGAGGAGUCAAGUGGAGAAGCAGAGAUUGAACAGGAGGCAUCAGAUCUGGAGGACCUGAGGGAGCUGCAUCCUGGCUUAUUGAUCUACAAAGCAGCACAGGCCCGAAACCUGCCGCUUAUGGCAGAAGCCCUGGCACACGGUGCUGAGGUCAACUGGGUGAAUGAUGAAGAUGAAAACAAAACUCCUCUGGUUCAAGCCGUGAUGGGGGGCUCCUUGAUAGCCUGUGAAUUCCUGCUGCAGAACGGGGCAGACGUUAACCAAAAAGAUAGCAGAGGCCGGGCUCCCUUGCAUCAUGCCACGUAUAUGGGACAUACUGGUCAGGUCUGUUUGUUCCUCAAGCGAGGGGCGAACCAACAUGCAGUGGACAGUGACGGGCAGGACCCGCUCAGUAUUGCAGUCCAGGCAGCCAAUGCAGACAUCGUUACCUUGCUGCGUCUGGCUCGAAUGAAUGAGGAAAUGCGAGAAGCAGAGGGUCCCUUUGGACAGCCAGGUCAAUAUCCCAGCAACAGCCCCACUGAGCUCCAGUACAAGAAGUGUAUACAGGAGUUCAUCAGCCUUACUAUGAGGAGGGAGUGUUAGUGAACACGUCCCUCACGCGUGGCGCCCUUUGCUGUCUUGAAGUGGGGGCUGGAUUUCUGGAAGCCCCAAGAGCCCCAUCCUUGGUAUAUUGGUGUUUCUUGCAGAUUGGUCUGUUUUUGAUGCCCGAGCGUAUGGGUUGAAAUGCACGCAGGAAGGAAUGGGGUCUUUCUUCUUAGUGUGAAGUUCUCAUACUUGACUACUGGAUGGUUGAUUUUUGUGUAGGAGACCCUUGGGGGCAAAACCACAGACCAUGACGUGUGGAUUUGAGUGUGUGAAAAGUAUGGGAGAUGAGUUUAGCAUUAAAUAAACAAACACAAAACAAAACAAAAAAAAAAGGAAAGAAGAAAAGGAAACCCUCUAUCACCAGGAGAAGCCCAGCAACAAUACGAUCAGACGAAGCUGUCGUGUCUCUCCUUCAGUGCAGUCACCGUGCACUGAAUUCCUGUCUGAACUAUUUGUUUGGAAGGGGUUCUGAUGGGGAGGCCCAGCAGCCUGCUUUCUCCUGGGAGUCUGCAGCAUCUGCUGGGGACCAGUUUAGAAUACUCAGAUGUGACCUCCACGUUGGGAACGUGCUGUUUCUUGGGGUAGAUACUUCGCUCCAGAAGGCAAAACAGAAGGGGUAGAAUUGAGAGCGAUGGCUGCCCACCUUACUUGCUCUCAGGACUAUUACUAGCCACGCUCCCCUUUCUUUGGCCUUGGUGGUUAGCUGGUCAAAGCCAUAGCUCACCUGCUUUCUGGACCAAGAUGCAGUCUGCGCAGUGGUAUGGAAGCAGCGAUGCUAAUCUUUUGAGGCUGGGAGAAGCUUGUCGCUGGCGAUGGGCUUUUUCUGUCAGGGAAGAAAAGCCAAGUCCAACUCCCAGUGCCAAAACGGCUGCCUGCACGAUGCCAUUUGGUUUGGUUUGUUUCCUAGUCACCGGAUUUCUGACUUUGCAUCUCUGUGAAGGAGACUUCUACCUGCAUGUGUAUCCCUCUGUGCUCACCCAGCAUGCUGAAGCAUGUGAGUAGGGCAUCUCAGCAGCUGGCCCAGCUGGACUCCUGAGUUUCCCAAUUCCAGUGGCCAGCACGAUCUUCUUUGUGAUUUCUUUCCUUUCUGGUGUUAUUCUUUGCUGGAGUGGGAAUGUGUUUUGACUCGGAGCACUUUGUUGCUAAUGUUUCUGGUCUGUGUUCUGGGAAUCAUGCUGCAUUAGCUGUGCAGAGGUGCUGUUUCAAGUGGACAUACAGAACACGUGUACCACUAGCAGACUGUCCUCUGGCUGGGAAUUUGGAUGCCAAGAGCCACUUCAACAUGCCCUCAAACUGCUGUAGACAUCAGUGUGUUUCAGGACUUGUGGGUUACAACCCACAGUUGAUAUUUAACCUGCCUGGGCACCUAGGCUGCUAGGUGUUGGGCCACAGUGCCUUACAGAUAGUGCUGGGAUCCUGAGGGGGGUCAGGAUCUCAUGAGGAACGCAGAAUACCAGGCAGAGUUCCCCAUCCUCCUGCAUUACAUCCGCAGUGAUACACAAUCGCUCUAUCUUUCAUCUGAUACCUUUGACUUCUUUCCUUCCUUUACAAGCUGGCUGCUCUCUUGCUGCAGCCCUUGGUGGGUUCAGUCCUUCCAGGUUUAUUUCUAGGGGCACAGGUCUGUCCUCAGGAGAACAACCAGCUCUUCAUUGAGACAGCACCCUCAGGGACUGAACCAGCUGCACUUCGCCUCCACCCAUUUGUCUGAAGGUGGAAAAAUCAAGAAGCUCAGGCUCUGGUAGUUGUCUUCUCAGUUCAAGGGUGAGUCCCUGCUUCCUUAGGAAAGUGUUAAUCCACAUUCUGCUUCAGACAGAGCAGUUUUCUGUAUGUGAUCUGUGGCUUGAAAUUCAUCUUUCUCUUGGGUCUUUUUCAUUCCUGUUCCCUUUAGAGCUGGGAGAUGCCCAGUGCCACAGCCCCAGCUGUGCUACGAACCUGAAACAGCCCUAGUGAACACACUGAGCCUGCUGCAGAAUGGUGGCAAGGGGGAACCUGGCCCCACGGCCUCCCUUCCUUCCCUAUAUAAUGAGCUUUGCCCCAUCUGCUUCCAUCACUCCAGCUGCUCUGAGUGCUUUGUACUCAGCCCACUGCUGCUGGAUUUGGUCCCCAUCAGACACCCUCCUUGUGAGCUGAGCCUGCUUGGUUUGCAGCCAGCCCUUCAGCAGGACUGUGCCCCAUCAGCACCUCAAUGCUCAGAGCAGGACAGGAACCAGCACUCAGUCAAAAACUGCUUUUGCUGAUGGAGUUAGGAACCGAGAGACCUCAAAUUAACUCUCUUCAAUCCCAUCUUAUGCUGAUGUGCAUCAGUUGAGUUGUCAGAGCUGAUGUGGUUGAGCUCUUUUCUUGAAGGAGAAGACCAUGCUGCCAUCUUUCAGGGUACUUCAGAGAUGCUAAAAGCAGAAUCCACCUUUCAGCACCACAAUCCUGCUCUGUAAAUGGAUUCCAGCACAGUUAUCAUCUAGCAACGUUUUUCACCCACACGACGACUUAAAACCAACCCCAAUUGGUUUUCCAGCUCUUGAUUAGAAGUUAGGGCCGACCUUUCUGUGAGCCAACAAGGAACUGGAGAUGUGGCUUCCAUUUCUUUGGGUCAUUUUAUUUCACAGUCAGCAUUAGGUGACUCAUAAGAACAACACAAAUAAUCAUGUACAGGUAGGUCCAAUGAAGCUCAGACUCACUGCUGAACUACAUGAAGUUGAAGCAUAUUGUAAAUACCGAUGCAAAAAGCAGUGUCUUGCAAGACAAUUUAUUUAACAUGUAUUGGUACUUUAUUUAGAUUCAAUGUAUAAAGCGACUUUGUGCACUUUUCCUACAUACAGUAUUGGGGGGGGGGAGGGAGAGGGGUUGAUUUAUGUUCUUUUGUUAUGGGUUUUGUGCUGUCUUUUUAUUUUUUAAUCAGUGAAAUUGUUAAGUAUUUAAUUUAUUAUUGCUGUGCCCAGAGGACUAGUGCAAUUUUGAUUCAAUACAGGUUGGCUGUAUUUAACGUCAGGAUCUUUUUUUUUUUGUAGCAGUGUUAGGGAAUAUGUUUCAAAACCUGCCUUUUUUUCCCCCUACCGUUUUCCUUUCCCCCCCUUCCCUUUCUAUUUUCAUUAUACAGAUGGCGAGGCACGAAACGCCUUUAGUUUGUAAUAUAACCAAACACUUCAGUGCAUCCUGUGGUUUCUAAAACAAAAACAAAGGUUCUCCAGGAAAAUCAUGUUAAGGAGGCACUUCUCAAUGUUUACUGUGUUCAUUUGCUUUCUUGGAUUGGGGUUUGUAUGUAUGUGUGUGCCUGGAUGCGUGGAGUGGGGAUGUAGUACAAAACAGGUUUGUUUUCAGCAAGAUAAAUGGCCAGCCAGGCUUGACGUGACCUCGUUUCAUUUAGAUCCAAGUCCAGCUCUGUUUGUGUUGUACAAUCAUAUUUGAAGUAUUUAAUGCCAAAACUUCUUAUUGUUUUUCCUUUAAUCUCAAAGAGUGCGUUCAGUAUCUCUAUGACAUUGAUUUGCAACCACACUUAACAUGAGAAGCUUUGCCUUUGUCUAGAAAGCAACAUGCCAGGCGUUCUCCAAACACAAAUGGACCAGAACCUUCAGAUUCUGUCAUCUCCUGUGUUUGCAUUAACAUUGAUACACCUGUACCAGCUUCUGAGUCGACCCGAACCCUUUAAACAGGUGCCUGGAAGCAAAGAUUAAGGUUUCAGUUUUCACAUGGGACAGCUUCAAGUUGCUGGCGAGUUGAAAUGAUCCCCUUUGUGAUCCCAUGUGUCAUCUGGGGCUGCCUCAGGUGUUCUUUGAUAUCUCUGUAAUAUGCAGUUCCUCAGUCUCAAGGCUAAAGAUGGAACUGGAAAAACUAAUGUUCUUAAAGGGGCAAAAAUGAUUUGCUGUCGGCAUAAAACAGAUCAGUAACAUCUCAGAAUAGCCCAAGGGGCUGCUAUUAUGCAAAAGUACAACGUGACCUCCUAAAUUAAAUGCACUGAUAUGUGGUUGUACAGUGGCUUAAUGCAGCUGCUGGGCUGCCUUUGUCCCACCUCUGGCACUCACUGCCCGAGCAUUAUUGCUUUCAACCAAAGACAAAACCAGAAUGAACGGCUUCAAUGUGACGCUUCAACCAUAGGUUUGCUGAUGACAAACAUUGUAUGUGUGUGUGUAUGAGAGAGAGAGAGCAUUUGGUGCUGUUAUAUGGAGGAGAGGUGGGGAAGGAGGGAUGGAGCAGGAGGAAAAGGAGAGUGGGAGUGUGUGAGAAUGCCUUGGGUUGGUUUUUCCUUUGAGAAUCCCCAAAUAUAGAGUGCUGUUUCCAUAGGGAUACGAUUCAUAUCGCAGCUUCCUCUGCCUUGGAGGGAAGUCGGGCUGGGAUGCAGCUUCUGGGAGCUGCACACCUGAUAUUAGUGGGAUGACAGGAGGGUUAUGGGGAGCAAGAGGGGGGUGGGAGCACAUUGAGUGUGGAUUCCCCAUCCUGGAUGAAAGCAGCCCUGGCUGUGGCUGAGCUCAUCCAGCCUCUUAGUGCCCAAAGCUCCUUCUAAGCUUCACUCCAGGGCUGGCACUUGCUGUAAAUACUUCUCACCUAUUAACCCCUCACUUGCCUGCUGCCACUACCACUUUGGACCACGUUUUUUAAUCCCCCCCCCCACACCCUCUUUCUCUACACAGCCUGUUCCGACUGUAACUAUGGAACCAGAUAUUCUGUAUGUUAUUAUCUUUGUACCAUUUUAAAGCUGUUGCUGUGCUGUCUGCCUUUUUCCCCCCCCAUAACCCCGCUCCUUUCUCUUCUAUUGUCUCUUGAAACACUGUUAAUAAAAACCUAGAUGAACCCCU
Coturnix japonica (Japanese quail) is the source of this 8048-nucleotide messenger RNA. The record is from RefSeq and is a predicted model, not a curated record. Lineage: Eukaryota; Metazoa; Chordata; Aves; Galliformes; Phasianidae.